AUGAGUUUGGCAUUGUGCAUCGCGACAUCAAGCCCACCAACAUCCUCCUCGAUGACCACAUGAAGGCAAAGAUUGCUGACUUUGGGUUGUUAAGGUAUUCGGAGGGUACAUCUGUGGCUGCUACUCGGGUGAUGGGAACACCUGGCUAUGUGGACCCCGCUUACUGCAGGUCACAGAAGGCUACUCCCAUGGCUGAUGUGUACAGUUUUGGCGUGGUGAUGCUGACAGUGCUCACAGCUCGCAAGGCGGUCUUCAGCAUGGAGGCAGAACAGGCAGCAUUCAAGGACCCCCACUUGGAAGCCCUGGAUAGGUUGGUGCUGCAGUUGGCUCGCCUGGCACUCAGCUGCAUUGCCAUGCCAACUGCAUCCCGGCCUUCCACGAGCCGAUGUUAGCUUGCAUCGAGAACAUGCAUUGCAAUACUAUUGAAUCAGUAGCGGAUUGCUAGUAUAAUUGUACAGCUGCUAGUUGUUGAUUGAGUCCAUA
Closterium sp. NIES-67 is the source of this 483-nucleotide messenger RNA. The record is from the annotation of a GenBank genome assembly. NCBI's taxonomy places the organism in Eukaryota, Viridiplantae, Streptophyta, Zygnematophyceae, Desmidiales, Closteriaceae.